AUGUCUGGACAGCCACCGCGGGAUGAAUCAGCUUAUCCGCACUUUGCUAUGAUCUAUAUUGACAGGGAAGGGAAUCUCUGCCAAAGAUCUUCCGAAUCAAUUGCCGAUAGCAUACAGAGCAUUCUCUCCCCUAGAGUUACGGCCGAAUUCUUAAGAGCCGUGGCAAGGUCACGAGAGUCACAGGGCACCCAAUACCAAGCCCCUGUUCCAGUGCAAUCUAGUCGGGGGUCCCGACUAAGCGCGUACGGCUCUGCUACGUCGCAGAGAGAACUUGUGUCCCGCGGCGGAAACCACUUGGACAAUGAGCAGAGCAUAAUAUCACCCACUGAGCCAACCCCUCAUCUUCCACCUGCAAUGUGGCCCCAGUCCAGUGAAACUUGGCCGCAUCAACAAAGACAAGAGAUCAGCUCACAGCCUAGAAAGAAGCAUUUUGGGGGCCGAAGCUUGAACUUGAGUUCAAAUCAGAACGUGCCAAUCUCCGUGAAAGAAGCUGAUGUCUUGCGUCUGUACUAUGAGAAGAUUUUUCAGAAUCUCCAACAGACAAACUGCCGUGUCAUUGCAAAGGCUUACAUCAAGGUUGUCGAGCCUCGCAAACAAGUGAACUAUCCCUACAAUGGGCGGAAGACAGUGGAUGGAAGAGUUCAACAGCUCGACCCAGAGGCUACCAAACCGCCUUGGUGGCCGAUCGGAGUCUGUCACCGGGAACCCGAUCAUCUUCCUAAAGUUGAACGCAUUCGACUCCUAGUUCACAUCCUGUGCGAGUUACGUGGAAGUCACGGAAUCACCGCCGCCAGGCUUAGGGAAUGUGACCAGCCUAUUCGCCGUCAGAUUCUCCCGGCCGAUCGUAUACAAAUUCUGGACGAGGCAUACCGGGUUCGUGAGGCAGAGGAAAAGUUCGAAGACGGCAUCUCAGAUGGGGAACAAAGCGUGUUGAUAUGUCGCUCAAACCUUCCUCAAAUAGCAGAAGACAUGUCCAGCGAACAAAGCUCGCCGACCGAGCCGGUGUCUACGAAUGCAACUAAAUCCGAAGACAGCAACAACAUCCCGAGAAUCGAUACCAGCCAAGUUGUGAUCUCCGCCGAAGACUUCCCAAGCGUGCCCCCAUACCAUCCGCCCAAUCCUUACACUCCUACAAUACACCCGAUAAUUCAAACAAGUCCAAACAUCCAAUACCAGACCUCCGAGCCCUCCCCGCAUAAUUCAUCAUCACCGCAGGAAUUGAAGAGAAAGCGUGAGCUAUGUUCUGGCACGAACCUGGUUGAUCGGACGCGCCCAAUCGGCAUGGCACAUUACCCAUACCCUGGAGAUUCUGGCGUCCAAUCUCACAUGGAGCUCUAUGAUCAACAAGUUGUUCCCCAAGAAGCAGGUGCCCCAAUCACUCAGUCAUCGGCGGAUUUGGUACCUACGGAGUCUGUGAUGCCAUAUGGGUACCCUUAUUAUUAUAAUUAUUGA
Molecule: messenger RNA, 1452 nt
Organism: Penicillium soppii
Lineage: Eukaryota; Fungi; Ascomycota; Eurotiomycetes; Eurotiales; Aspergillaceae
Product: DUF2841 domain-containing protein
Exons: 4
Coding region: 1-1452 (483 amino acids)
Source: RefSeq, a predicted model, not a curated record